This is a messenger RNA of Amblyraja radiata (thorny skate), 4110 nucleotides long. RefSeq names its product HMG box domain containing 3 (gene hmgxb3). The transcript is spliced from 18 exons. Bases 1 to 3273 code for a protein of 1090 amino acids. Lineage: Eukaryota; Metazoa; Chordata; Chondrichthyes; Rajiformes; Rajidae. The record is from RefSeq and is a predicted model, not a curated record.
AUGGAUGCCCCAUACGAUGGAGCUGAGAUAACAUUAGUAACAGAAGAGAUUGAAGGCUGCUACAGCUACGCUAAAAGUUUCCAGCCCAAAAAGAAAAAGAAAUGGAAAGAUCAAAGUGAUGAUGGAACUAAGAAAGGCAAGAAGCCCAGACCAGCUUAUUUGCUCUACUAUUAUGACACCCAUUUAAAAGUACAGCAAGACUUUCCUAACUUACCACGGAGUGAGAUAAACAAGAAAAUCAGUGAAAGCUGGCGGCGUCUCAGUGUUGCAGAGAAGAGUAUUUAUCUUGAAAAGGCAAAACUGGAAAAAGAAGGAAUAGAUCCGAACGAUAAGUUGAUAAGUGCAUCAGCUGCUGUCCCUCCUGCCGAUAUUCCAGGAUUCCGCAAGAUACUUCCCCGUUCCAACUACAUCAUAAUUCCUACCUCCAAUUUACCGGGCGACAGAAAUGGUCGGCAGCUUGCGCAGUCUCCCACUCCGCGGGGAGGCGAUGGGAAUUCCGUCUGGCAGACCAUCACCCACGACUCGAUACAGAGUCUCUUUACUGUCAGCGGCACGCUUGCAGACGCUUGCCAUGUGGAGAACACAGAGGAGAGCAUUGCCAUCGACGGAAUCACCGACGAGACCACCUUCGUUCACACGGAAACGAUGCAGGAGAUGCUGACUCAGUUCUCUAAUUCUGGAGACGAUAAACUGGCAGCAGAACUUGGCGGCAGCAAGACCUCUUUGGAAUUAACUCAUCCCUAUGACUCGCCUUGUGUUGUCAUUGAAGGAACACUGAUAAGUACAAGUGACAAUGUGCCAGAAUGUGUAACUAGCUGCAGUGAGCAGCAGGCAGCAGAGACUACUCCUGUCAUAGCUGUGUUGUCCAACCCGAGCAAGCUGGCUGCCAGCCUCACCAGCCACUGUGCUGUCGAACAAACUAUUGGUAUUAGCAGCAAACAGUCCAUCUUUGCCCAGAAGACAACGUACACACGAAGAGGCCGUGGGACUUGUCCACAUCCAAACUGUUUGUUUACAUACGUCACCAGGCACAAACCUCCACAGUGCCCCAGUUGUGGCAAGUGGCUGGGAGGGAAAUGGAUUCCAAAGGGUAAACAGCCGCAGGUGCUAAACGUACAUGUGGAAUGCAAUCAACAGAAGCACAGCAAGGAAAGAGCGGAUGUGACUGUUUGUACAAAGGACACAGUGCAGUCGAGUCUGGAGAGUUCGCAGGCCGUGACACAGCUUCUAAAUGUAGCUUCAGACCAUCACCGGGAUGAGGAGCAGCAAUCGAUGCGGGCUAGUUGGCAGCAGACCAUGCACCUUGAGCCCAGAGACUCGGGGCCACCAGUGGCCACAGUACAGAACGCUGGCAUGCCACAUCCACUGGGGCUGUGUAACACACCAUUAACUGCUGAGGACAGAGUGGUGGAGGCACGUUCUGAAGAUGGUAUGAAGGAGGUGGGCGCUGGAAACCACCAAACAACAAAUGAAAAUAACGCUACAAUUAAUAAUUCCCAUGGAGUUAAGACUACAAGACCAGCAUCAAGUGUUUCUCGACAAGAGUUACAAGCGCGGCGAAGAUGUAAAGCCAGGGGGCGAGUGAAGUCUGCCUUGCCGAUUGGAACGGGCCGGUCACGACCCCCUCGUGUCAUCCUGCCAGCCACUCCGUCCGCUGCAGCUGCUCAGUCGGGAGUCACCUACAUCCGAGUGGUCACAGUGCCCGUCAGUCAGGCAGAGACGACAGAAUCCUCUGCACCUUCAGCAAGCAAUGGAAGUACAGUUGGAAGUUCCUGCACAAAGAGCUUGAGUUCUGCACCCCCCUCAGGCCUGAAGCCCAGCACCUUAAAGCAACUGGGGCACUCGGUAUUGCACCCCAACUAUGCAGACGGAGACGAGCAGGCAGAAUUGAAAGUUUCUGCAGAGAGUGGCUCACCGCAAGCCAGUGCGGUUUCUGUUCGUACUGUGUGUCUGACUCUUCCCAAAACCAGCAAAGCCAGUGCCUUUGACCUGGGUUUGGCGACUUGCAGAGGGAAAGGGCGAUGUAAGAAUCCCAAAUGUACAUACGUGUACAUGAAUAGGUACAAGCCAGGAAUUUGUCCCGACUGUGGCUAUGACUUCACAAGAGACAAACAGGAUAUCAAGCCAUCAAAACCUAUUAUAAACAAUAGCCUCUCCUUGGGGCUGCUGAGUCCAGAGGAAGGGCUAACGCAGGCAUCAAAGGACUUACAGCGUCAGACAACGCUGCUUCUGCUCAGGAGAACCGUCCAAAUACCAGAGAAUGAGGCUGAACUGCACGAAAUCUUUAGUUUAAUUCAGGAACUCAACAGCUCGCGAUUGGUCUUGUCGGCUGUGAAUGAAACCAUCACGUUGGAACAUAACUCGUGGCCCAACUACUAUGAGGCUUCAGCCACCGUCUGUGGCCUGUGUGAGAGCCAGCUAUUCAAGGGUGGACACAAUUCAUCUGCGAGCCCUGAGGAGUGCUGGCUGCUGACAGAAAGCCAGUUCCAGGUAGUUAUAGUCCAGACCAAAGUCUGCAUGAAUCCACACUGCCUCGCACUGCAUAACUUCACCGACAUCAACUCAGGUUUAUUUAACAUUGGAAACAAGCUUUUGGUCAGUUUAGACUUGCUGUUCAAAAUCCGGAAUUGUAUUAAGCUUGGAGAAGAUCCCAGAGCUGUAACCACCCUGAUAUUGGACUCUGUUCAAAAAAUCACAGAGAAAACCUUGUCGGAGGAGCAGCUGAAUCAGCUCCGAGAGCUGGUGUGGAGUGGAUAUUGGGCGUUUGAGUCUCUGACCAUUCGCGAUUAUAAUGACAUGAUAUGUGGUAUCUGUGGAAUAGCAGCCAAGCUGGAAGUAGCGCAAAGAAACUCUGCCAAUGUUCUAGCACUAAAGAAUGUUGAGUUCACCUGGCCUGAUUUCCUCACCUCGGAUGAAGUUAACGUGGAGGAUUUCUGGUCCACCAUGGAGAACGAAGCCAUCGAGCAGGCGGUCUUCCCAUCCAGCAUUCCCAUCACGAAAUUCGAUGCCUCCAUAAUUGCUCCAUUCAUCCCGCCCCUCCUGAGAGGGCCUGUGGUGGUUAAUAGUGAGAAAGACAAGAACCCACAGCCACUGCCAGUUGCUGGAAAUCCAAGAAUGUUGGUAAGACUGUUGCAAGAUGAUGUUUUCAAGCCAGAGGAACUCAACUCCUACAGUGAAUCUGAACUGAGGAACUUGCUAACAUUGUGUAGCAUUCCUGUUCAUCCAGAUGACUCCAAGAGGCUUCCAGAUCUACAGAGUUCCUCCAGAACUUAGUGUUGUGCUGAAGGUUCCAGCAUGUGCUGUCUCCAGUAAUUAGCAAGAAUGGACUUCAUCUGCCUUUGUAGACAGAAGAUACCCGGGCAAUCUAGUGGCUAGACGCCAAUGCUUACCUGGUGGAACCUUCAGAAGCAAGUUUUCAAUAUUACAUCUGAGAUGCUGUCUAGUCCGACAGCCCUUUUGCAUGUAGUACUUGCAACCAUUUCUGGAUGUCAUUUGAUAUGAAUGAUAUUGCCUGAAGUCUUGAGUUUUGUCAGGAAGCUGAGAUAGAUGGUGCAGUCACCAUUUCUGACUGAGUAUGUGGCCAAUACUCCAUCUAUAACUGUCCAUCUUUGAGGAUAGGAACACACGAGAACAUUCACAGCAGAAAUAGGCCAUUCAGCCACUUGAGCCUGCUCCACCAUUCAAUAAUAUCAUGGCUGUGUUACUUCAAUGCCAAUUUCCUGCCCUAUCUCUAUAUCUGUUGAUUCCUCCAAUAUCCAGAUAGUUUUCAUUCAGUGACUGAGAUCCACAGCAAUCUGUGGAUAAUUCACAAAGUCUCACCAGCCUGUGAGUGAAGACAUUUCUCUUCAAUUGUCCUACCUCUUAUUCUUAGCCUGAGUAAACAUUGUAUACAUCUCUAACCUAUCAACGUCUCUUAAGGAUUUUGAAAAUAAAGGAAUUACAGAUGGUGGUAAUUUGAAAUUGUCAGGUCAGGCAGUGGAGGUCAGAGAGCUUUCAACGGAUGAGAGGUCUUUGCCCUGCAUCAUUCACUCUGUCUCUAUUUGCACAGAUGUUGCCUUGCCUUGUAAAAAUGUUAUUCUUUUCAAUUAAAUCACAUUGCAUUCUUCUAAA